This is a messenger RNA of Ciona intestinalis (vase tunicate), 970 nucleotides long. RefSeq lists its product as uncharacterized. Gene Ontology annotation, biological process: copper ion transmembrane transport. Lineage: Eukaryota; Metazoa; Chordata; Ascidiacea; Phlebobranchia; Cionidae. Gene Ontology annotation, cellular component: membrane. The record is from RefSeq and is a predicted model, not a curated record. Gene Ontology annotation, molecular function: copper ion transmembrane transporter activity.
AGCAGUGAUUAUAGAAAUGACGUCUUAUGUUAGUGGAGCAACACACGGAGCGCAUCUCACCGCAUUUACAAGCAAACUUCCCUUCUACAACUUGUUCGAGUUCUGGAGGGUCCAGACGGUUACUGAUACUAAAAUAUCCCCUAUGCUUAUCUUUUGCCGCAUCUUUAGAACUCGUCGUCAGUUGUGUGGUUUUAUUUCUUCUUGGACUUGGCCACGAGUUUCUAAAGUCGGUUCAGAUAAGCCAUGGGAAAUGCCACGUGCCUGGACGAGACGUCACGGACAGUGACGUAACAUGUUUUGAUAAAGAAGCUAGUUCACUAUCCGAAGAAUAUAGCAAAAGACCAGCAAUGAACGUUGAACAAAAGAUGAGUACUUUGCACCACCUAGCGAAUACUAUUUUAUACUGCGUGGUGCUUGCGUGGUCUUACUUGUUAAUGCUUUCCGUGAUGACAAUGAACCCGUGGCUGGCUGGGAGCUCUGUGCUUGGAUGCAGUACUGGCUUCAUGAUUUUCGGCGUUAACGAAAAGAGUCUCCCGAAUUCGCAAACGGUAGAAAUUGAUAACAACGAAAAGUCAGACACGAACAGAAGCGAUAAGGUGGUGGAGCUGGAACAUUUGAAGUAAUUUCAUAAAAAACGUUUUCCUAAUGCUAACUGCAUCGUUUUAUUUGCUGAAUCGCAUAUCUAGUUGAUGUUACAACACCAACUGCAACAUUUGAUGACAUAUCUUGGACUUGCUUGCAUACCUCACAAACACACACACCAGUUAUGCAUACCACUGCAGUAUGUUUAAGUUACAGAAAAAAACUUUUGCCCUAAUGUUGGCUAUUGAUGCGACGAUACAUGAGUUUCCUUUAUAUUUCAAUUAUAAUCUUAAAGAAUGAAAUACCAUAGUACACAUAAUAUUGUUAAAAAAUCGAAGCAAAAUUCAACACCGCCAGACAAAACAAUGUAAAUAAAAUGCACAAAGUA